AUGGCUGCAUACAUCAAAAAAAAAUUUUUGUUGGCUCUUAUGGUAUUGCUUCUUCUUGUUGUCUCAUCAUAUGCGAGAUUUAAUAUGAUGGUUGCAAAAGGAAAAAUCGAAUCCAUCUGUACAAAAGAUGUCAAUCAUUCACUUUGUUUUGAGAUUCUAAAGCCAACUCCUGAAAUUGAAAAACUAGAUUUUUCUGGUCUGGCCAAAUUUGUGAUCAAUUAUCAGUCUCGAUACACUUCAGAUACGUUGAACCAAGUAAAAAUGUUCGAAGGCAACACAACGGGUGCAGAUUUGCAGACACUUCAAUUAUGCGCGGAAUUGUACGAUGAUUCUCUUUUUCGUAACGAUCUUGCUCUCAAAGUUUUAGCAUCCAAGGACUACGACAGCUUAAACACUGAAGUCGGAUUUACAUUGGCCUACACGAAUACGUGUAAUGAUGAAUUGAUAACAAUGAAGCCAGUACCGCAAGUUUUAUUCAAGAAGAAUAGUGACAUUAGUGCUAUGUCCACUAUUAUUCUAGUGAUUCUCGAGUGUUUUAUAAGGGAAGUAAAAAUAAGAUGUUAG
Messenger RNA from Eruca vesicaria subsp. sativa (arugula), 564 nucleotides. NCBI's taxonomy places the organism in Eukaryota, Viridiplantae, Streptophyta, Magnoliopsida, Brassicales, Brassicaceae. The record is from the annotation of a GenBank genome assembly.